AUGAGUAUGCCAGAGCAUAUUUAUUACAUUUGGUCUGUUCCAAGUCUGCCCCUUAAUCCAUUUACGCGGGCUCGUUUCGAUGUUUUCCCAGUCAAGCGUCUGCUGUUGCGCCAGAUGAAUUUGCGAGAAGUGUACGACCAGAUCUUCAAUUGUUCCAACAGCCUGGAUCCCUGUCAUUCGGCCCUUCAGACCAGCUAUUUCGGCCAGUCGGCUGGACUGCGCCGCCUGCCGGCCCUCGGCGACAGCAUAGGCCCUCGGGCUCGUCGAAGCGCUCGCUAUUGGCCCAAUCCGACCAGCUUCGUGAGCUCCGUCGAGACCGGCGCGACGUCCGCAGGCGGCAUUGCGGGUCUGGAGAGUCUGUACGAACUAACCAGCCGCAACUCUUCUCUCGACACGGACCCGGAGCGCCGAGACACCGGCCGGCCGGGCUCGUCAUUCUUCCUGUCGACGUCGUCAGCCGCUGUCGUCCGAAAGCCGGCGGCCGCGGCUUCUGCCCUACAGCAGGCCUUGAACAUGGUACGGACGGUCGACGACUACAUCCGCAAGCCGCAACCCGGCGAUCCGGGCCACUUGGGCCGGUCGGCCUCGCUCGAGGCCACCAUCAGCCUGGCGCGCACCAUCGAGACCGACCUCUCGCAGGCUUCGUUUCCGGGCCGACUGCCCGUGAAGCGGACAUCCUCUCUUCUGCCCUACGACGACAACGACGACUGGCCGCCUGAUCUGAGUCCCAGCACUCGCUUGACCCCGCCUCGCGGUGACACGGACGGACAGAAGCUCGAGCCCGGUCAGCCGGAACGACGGUCGCCAGGGAAGCCGACUGUCUCGACGACGUCAAGCUUCGCCUUGGUCAGGUCGCAUCGGACGGACUCGUCUGCCGGACGUCCGACACGGUCGGGGGCCACGGACGAGGAAUGGCAAUCGGCUCAAACGGACCAGCUCGACGAGUCGUCCGGUCUCGGCAAGUCGAUCGUCUGGAGCGAGGCCGACGAAGCCGACGAGGAGGCCAACGAGGCGGACUGUCUGCCUCGGCCCAGUCUACCCUCUUCGUCUUCAUCUUCAUCGCCUCCUCCUCCUCCGGAGCCGUCGUCGCCGCCGUCACUGUCGCCACAGCAGCCGAGUGUAUCGUGUCCGUCGACGGGACUCGGACUCGGCAGCGGCGGCGGAUCUCGGACGCGUCGGAGUCGGCCAAAACGGCUGACCAGAGAGGCAGAUGCGUCGUCAACUCGACCGGCGAGAUCGUCGUUCGCGUCGACGUCGUCCGAGCUGAUUGCCACCGAAGCGAGUCGUUCGGCUCGUCAAACGGCGACGACGUGUCAAAGCGGCGAGCCGGUGUGGAGUCCCCAUUUGCAACCGACCAAAAUGGGUCCAUUUCAAUGCUGGAUCAUGUGGGCCGAUCUUCAACAGGCGCUACCUUUGCCCAGACUCAUCAACGGUUUGGCCAGUCGAAUCCUACGCAAACCGGCCGCAUUUGAGAUGAACAAGCAGACAGUAGAGAUCAUCGAUAAGGUGGCCAACCUGACGCAAAGUCGAGGUCUGAGUCUGCGUCGCUUCUUCAGCCAACGUCAUCGUUUUCCCUGGAUCGACGGGUUGGACGGCGAGACUAUCGGCUCCAAGACUAUCGGACAACAAUGGCUGGCCGGCCGGGACUUGGACCUCGACCGGGACCGGGCUCGAAGUCAAGCUCAGGCUCGGAUUAGUUCGGUCUGUCGACAAACCGAGAGCCUAGCUUCGAUGCGCGGCGGCAAAGAACCCUUUCUGCCGGAGCUAUUCGUCAAGUCGGGCUUCGGCCUCACGCCUCAGUCGUCGUAUCUGAGGUCGGUGAAGGGGCCGGCGACGAGUCAUCUGGUCGGAGAACACCCGUUGGCCGGCCGGCCGAGCAGGUUCUGCUUCUCGGGGCUCGAUCGUCAAGAGGGUCUGUCGAGCCAGGCCCAGUCGACCGAGGUACAGCAGCAUCGUCUUCUCGUCGAGACGAGGGAGCCGGACGGCCAGACGCCGACGGCCAAACGGAGCGUGAAAAUGGCGCCCUACAUUUGCUCGAGGCCACUGCCACUUCGGCCGGGCCAGAGGGUUCGCUUUGUGCUGCCGGAUGAGAUCGCCGCUGGGACGACAAUCUCCGCGCCACCGGCGGGGAUCGGAGAGAAGCGAGAGGAGACUUCGUCUGGUCCGUCGAGUGAUGGGAAAACUGGCAGCAAAGUAGGUGUUCCCUUUGAGGAGAGUGGGCUGAUUUGGCACAGCUGA
Protopolystoma xenopodis is the source of this 2238-nucleotide messenger RNA. Lineage: Eukaryota; Metazoa; Platyhelminthes; Monogenea; Polystomatidea; Polystomatidae. The record is from the annotation of a GenBank genome assembly.